Molecule: messenger RNA, 1844 nt
Organism: Cannabis sativa
Lineage: Eukaryota; Viridiplantae; Streptophyta; Magnoliopsida; Rosales; Cannabaceae
Exons: 6
Coding region: 716-1048 (110 amino acids)
Source: RefSeq, a predicted model, not a curated record
UUUUUUGCUGAAGUUAACGGGUUAAAUCCCCAAUUUAUUUUUAUUUCAGAUGAACGAGACCGGCAUAUUCGCCCAAAUUAAAGCUUCAAUCGACUGCACAUUAUUUCAAUCUCAAUGUGUUAUGGUACCAAUGACAACAUCUCUCUUUUUUUUCUUUCUCAUUUUUUUUUGGUUUGGAGCCGAAAACUCCCUGUGCAGCAUCGUCUAUCUCUAUCACCAUCAAUGUCCCUGACCAAAGCCACGACGUUUAGUCUCUGACUACCGUGCAAAAGGAAAUUUGUUGUCGAAAUGGUCAAUGCAGUGAUUAGUGGAGUUCUUGAUUCAUUGAUUAGUGGGUCGGAGCUUCACAAUUCAAGGAGAAGGGGAGUUCUCCUGUUUCAUACUUACUAUCGUUGAAGAGGCAAAAAUCGUGGAAGGGGGACUUCUUGAUUCAUUGAUUAGUGGGUCGACUGUUGCCUAGGUUCAAUGAAACUCAGAGCUGUUAUGGCAAUUACGAAGAAAUUGAUGAGGAGAAUUGUUCUUUCCAAUCAACCCUACUCAUAUGUAAAGAGUUUGAUUGCGUCUGAGCCCAAGGAGAAGAUUGAUGGAGCGAUUUUCGAUUUGGUCUCUUUCGAGCAAAGCGAACAAUGGUGUGUAUAAAUUAUUAGUCUAAGACAUUAACUAUGGUACUAAUUAAGACAUAUACACUUUUUUCGUAGUAUAUACAGAAUGUUUUAUGUAUUGCAAAUGCAAGGUAGGGGUGACUUACAAUAGGACUAAAGUCCUCUUUGCAAUUAUUCAUGAAACCUCAAAAUUUCAAGGGAACAAUUUCAUUCGGUCUUGGCUUUUUCUUGGUAGUUAUAGGCUGGCCCAUAUGUGGCAUGAUUUUGGAGGCGUAUGGGUUCAUUGUGCUCUUCAUAGGAUACCUGUUCUUGGAUGGUUGUUACAACAACCUCAUAUUAGAUCGGAUGACAUUGAGGAGAAGGGAACUGGUAGGAUUUUUUACUCUGAAGGUGAACUAAAUGUUGGCAGGUCUCGACUACUACUGACGAGCACAUUUUUUUUGUAGAGGUAUUAUUUUGUUUUGAGUUAUUGCUGCACUAAAAGGCUAUUUAUGCUAACCCCAAACACUGUUGUUUUUGCAUAAGUGAAAUUCAUUCAAACUGGUGCUUACAAUGAAAGGUAACAUCACUCUGAUCAUGUAAAAAUUAUACUACUUUCUGAUCUUAUCAUUUGGUUCAAACAAGAAAAUGGAUUAUUUGAAAUUUGUUAUUCAAAAUUUUUCAAAAAGAAAAAUAUAUUGGACUCCUCCAGGAGAGAUGUUUGGAACUUACUGCUUCAUUGAAGUCCCACAAGGAAAAAAAAUAAUUUGAUUACAAGCACAGUAGAAGGAGCAUGGUUGAGGCUGUUUUGGUUUUCAAUAUUGUUGGAAGUAUUUAUAAAAGUUGUUAAACAAUUACACUUAUUGAAAAUACUUUUCCCUUGACCUCAUUUUAUAGGGAUGUUCAAAAAGCUUGUGUUUAUGAUGGUAAAAUUUUGAUUUUUAAUUUAUUUUUGGGGGUUUCGCAGGUAUGGUUCUUCCUUUCUCAGCCAUUCCUUAUUCUGCAAUUUCUAUUUUGUUAAUUCAAAUAUUUGAUCGAUUUGUUUGGUUAGAAGUAGAACUGUAUUAUUACAUUAUGGUUUGCUCUCUCUGUUUUCGUGCUGGAUUUCAUGGUUGAACCCCGUUCAGAUUCUUGAUAAACAUUCCAGAUCUAAUUAUAUUUGGUUAGUGAUGAUACAAAUCAAUACAAUCACUUAUGUCUCUGUACCAUGUGAAUAUUUGGUCUAAUUAUAUUCCUUAUUAUGUAUUAUUUUUUAGGUACCCA